GCGGCGGCGCGAUGAACCGGAGAGCUGGAUGGCCGAGAAGAUCCUCCACCACCACCACCACCACCACCGCCACCUCCAUUCCCUCCUCACCACCUCCACCGCCGCCGCAUUCCUCACGCUCGUCUUCGUUACCGCCCUUCUACUCUGCGCUCUCUACUCGGAUUCUCCCUCCUCCACCCCGGCUUUCAUCCUCCGGAGCCUCUCGGGCGCCGCCGCCGCCGUCUCCUCCACGCUCUCCGGCCAAAGCUCCCGCCUUUCGCCUCCGCUAGUCCAAUCUCCAUCGCCAUCUCCAUCUCCAUCUCCCUGCGAUCCAGAGAAAGCCCAGCGAUUGCGCGGCGAUCCAGAGAGGAGUACGAGAGGGCGAUGGAUCUACGACGAUUCCUAUCCACUCUACGAAUCCCGGUCGUGCCCAUUCAUCGACGAUGGGUUCCGGUGCUCCGAGAAUGGGCGCCCGGACCUCGGCUACCUCAAGUGGCGGUGGAGCAGCGCCGAGAACCUCCGCGCGCCGGAUCCGCGCGCCAUCCUCGACCGCCUCCGCGGCCAGCGCGUCGUCUUCGUCGGCGAUUCCAUCGGCCGCAACCAGUGGGAGUCGCUGCUGUGCAUCCUCGCGCAGGGCGUGGCCAACAAGUCGCGGAUCUUCGAGGAGAACGGCGAGGCCAUCACCAAGCACACGGGAUUCCUCUCGUUUCGGUUCCAGGACUACAACUGCACGCUCGAGUACUACCGAUCGCCCUUCCUGGUGCCGCAGGGCCGGCCACCGCCGGGCAGCCCCGCCAAGGUCCGAUCGGCGAUCCAUGUCGAUGUCUUGGACUGGACGUCGCCCAGGUGGAUUGGCGCGCGCAUCCUCGUCUUCAAUGCCGGGCACUGGUGGAAUUACGAGAAGACGCUGCGCGGGGGAUGCUACUUCGCCCAGCGCAACAGGGUGAACGUGACAAUGCCCGUGGGCGACGCGUACGCGCGCGCGAUCCACACAUGGGGCGAGUGGGUGCGCCAGCGGAUCGACACCAGCGCCACCGCCGUCUUCUUCCGAUCCUACUCCUCGGUCCACUUCCGGAAUGGGACAUGGAGGAGUGGCGGGCACUGCGAUCGCGAGACGAUGCCCGGCCAGGCGAGCGAUGGCGGGCAGCGGAGGGAGGAGGCGUGGACGACGCGCAUCGCCCGCGACACGAUUGCGAAGCUCCGCGGCGUGAGAUUGCUCGAUAUCGGGGAGAUGACCGAUUUGCGGAGGGACGGCCACCCAUCGCUGUGGUACCGGGGACCCAACGCUGGGCCGGCGGCGCGGAGCAAGCAGGACUGUAGCCACUGGUGCUUGCCGGGCGUCCCAGAUACUUGGAACUUGCUGCUACUUCACCAUCUCUGGCAAGAUCUCUGACCAUUCUUCCUUGUUUUCCUUUUCGAUCGCCGCCACCACUGCCUCGAUUCGCAAAGUGACCGAGCGGUUCCACCACACUGCCUCGAUUCUCCAGUGAUCGAGCGAUUCUUUUUUUCGGACGACUGUAUAUGACAAGAGUUCUUUCUCUGCACAGCAAUAAAGAAACCUUUAGCUUC
This is a messenger RNA of Selaginella moellendorffii, 1548 nucleotides long. Its product is annotated as protein trichome birefringence-like 11. Lineage: Eukaryota; Viridiplantae; Streptophyta; Lycopodiopsida; Selaginellales; Selaginellaceae. The record is from RefSeq and is a predicted model, not a curated record. The transcript has 3 exons. The coding region runs from base 29 to 1372 and encodes 447 amino acids. Gene Ontology annotation, molecular function: O-acetyltransferase activity. Gene Ontology annotation, cellular component: Golgi apparatus.